Messenger RNA from Nylanderia fulva, 1088 nucleotides. The record is from RefSeq and is a predicted model, not a curated record. NCBI's taxonomy places the organism in Eukaryota, Metazoa, Arthropoda, Insecta, Hymenoptera, Formicidae.
CUCGUUUUCUGCAAUGUGAUGACGUCAUGUAAGUCGCUAGCGACGUGAAAUGUAGUUCGAUUUUUCCAACUACAAGCGAUAUUAGCGAGCGAUAAAGAUUUGAAUGGAUAUCGAAAUGUCUCGUGUUCAAACGUGUGGAUUAUGUGAAAUCAUAUGUAAUGAGGACGAAGUACCCAGCCAUGAGUGUCUUCAAGGAUAUUCUAAUUUCAUUACAGAUAAUAAUUUGUACUUUUACCCUGUAUUAGACGAUGGAGAAACUAUUGUUAGAAGAAGCUUGACACAGGACGCUGAAACAAUAGCAUCUGUACCUUUUCAUGGUGAUAAUCAAGGUCAGAUAAAUAGAAUAUUCGAUCCAUUAAUAAUAAUAGAUUUCAAUCAAAAGAGCGCAAAGGAAAAACUGUCACUUGAGGAGGAGGAGAUGCUAAUAUUAGAAGUCCAAUGCAGAGAACCACUAUGGAAUUUUAGAUUACCUCUCAUUCAAAGAAAUUGCAGAAUUACAAGAGCUUUGUGGGAAGAAGUUUCUCAAACUUUUAAUGGGAAAUUAAGCGCAGCUGGAUGUAAAAGCAAGUUCAAGAAUUUUCACGACACUUAUAGGAGACUUGUGAACGCUGAGAAACUACCAAGUGGAUCUGCUUCCAAAAGCAACAUGAGCAAAUGGAAACAUUAUAAAAUACGAUUUCUAAUAUUAACGAUGGAGACAGCAACAGUAUUAUCGAGAAUGAUAAUGAAUUAGAUUGCCAAGAUGCGAAUAUGUUAGAAGUUACUAAUAAUGAAGAUAGUCAAGAUACGAGUAUAUCAGGAAAUCAUGUAAGAAAGAGAAGGCGAGCAGAGUCACAAAACAGCUACUUAGAACGUAUAGCAGACGCUUUAUGCCAACCACCUCCUGACAUUGUUCUUCCACCACCCCCUCAAGAAGACCAUAUAGAUGCGUUCUUAAAACUGUUUGGUCAUAACUUAAGAAAGUUAUCGCCAGAAAAACAAAAUGAAUGGAUGCAACGAUAUUUAAAUAUGUCUUACGAAAUGUUAAAAGAAAACCAAAGAUAUUAAUGAAAUAUUAACUUAAAUAUUAAAUUAGCUUAACAAAAAUU